UAAUGGUGCCGUCCUGUCGACGUUGGCUCCUCUUCAUCCUGGCGACGGCGGUCCUGAUCGCCCUCGUGCCGUCCGACGGGCUCACGCACGACGCUACCGGCGGCAGACGCCUUUCGUCCUCGCCGCACGCCGCCAAACCUCGCAGCACCGCUCUCGACGGACCCGCCGCUUCCCGCGCAGCCGUUACCCCCGCCGGCGCCGCGGCCGCCCGGCGCACCGCCACCGCCACUCCCUCCCCCGCUGCCCGCUCACGCGCCGCCGUUGCCGCCGCCCGCGCCCGCGUUCGGACCGAGUCUCGCGCCCGUCCCGCUGCCGUCGCCGCAGUCAUCGACCGCGCUCCCAACCCCACCACGUUACGACAACGGCUUCGCGGCGUGCUCGGCAAGAUCUCGGAGGACCGCCUCCGCCGCCACCGCGCAAGGGAGGAAGCAGCGCAAGGGAGGACCGCCUCCGCCGCCACCGCCGCCUCAACAUCCGCCGCCACGCGCAAGCGCUCCUCCCCCUUUACUCUCGCCUCCGCCGCCGCCGCCUCCGCCGCCGCCGCCUCCGCCGCCGCCGCCUCCGCCGCCGCCCUCGCCACUCGCGUGGCGGUGCCAGCUACUCGAACAGCCGCCUCCACCGCCGCCCCAGCCGACAACCGCUUCGGCGCGCGCCCGCCCUCGCCAUCCGCCGCCAAGCCGAGGUGCUUUGUCGUCAAGAUCCAGCUCUGGGGCACGCAUAGCGACGCGCGCAUGGGCGAGGGAGUUCGGUGGCUGGCGGAGGUCGUUUUGCCGUCGGUGGAUGCGGCCGCAAAGUUCCAUGCAAAGUGCUGCCACUCCGCGCGCAAGCCGCCCGUCUUCCACGACGCCUUCUUGCUCAUGGACGGGUCGUACAGCCUCAACCGCACGCGCGUGCAGGCCCUGAAGACCAGGUUCCCC
Emiliania huxleyi CCMP1516 is the source of this 917-nucleotide messenger RNA. RefSeq lists its product as hypothetical. The annotation marks the transcript as partial. The transcript has 3 exons. NCBI's taxonomy places the organism in Eukaryota, Haptophyta, Isochrysidales, Noelaerhabdaceae. The record is from RefSeq and is a predicted model, not a curated record.